AUGACAACAGCAAGGCUAAAGGUAUACGACUCCUUAAAGAAUUUAGUUUGUUGCAGGGCCCUAUUGGAUACGUGUUCAACGGCCAAUUUCAUGUCUGAAAAAUUGGCGACCAGACUUCAUCUGAAGCGAAGAAGAUGCUCCAUCCCGAUUGGAGCGCUCAACCAGAUGACAACAUCAAGCAGCCACAUCGUGACGACAUCGAUACGAUCUAACAUCAACGGAUGGGAGAAAAAGCUCGAUUUCUUCGUCAUCCCGAGUAUUUCGGAGAUGGAGCCACAGCAGCCCAUUAACAGAAAUUCUGUCCAGAUUCCAGCAAAUCUGAAACUUGCUGAUCCAGAAUUCCAUAGGCCCGCACCUAUCGACCUUUUGCUUGGGACUGGUCCAACAUUGGCCUUGUUCAGCGUCGGACAAAUCAAGCUGUCGCCGCCACAAGGGCCGGACCUUAUUCUUCAGAAGACACUGUUAGGAUGGAUUCUUGGAGGUAGCAUCCUGUCUCCAACAAGCUGGGACAACGAGAAGUCUUCAACCUCCACGGACAUCCACCUCGAAAACGACAGAUGUCAUCAAACAUCUCACUGGUCCAGCGACGCUGAACAGUCUACAACGAGCCGAGACAACAAUGCAGCAUCAAAGAAUUGUCAACUCAGUCGAUUGGAAUUCGACAUGAAACAAUUCUGGGAGAUCGAAGAGGGACCAUCAACCCCUCAUCUCUCCUUGGAAGAAAGGGCCUGUGAGAAACACUUUCAGCAACACGUACAUCGAGACGUUACUGGAAGAUACAUAGUUGCCCUUCCAUUUAAUGACAACAAAGAGCGCUUAGGACAUUCACGCGCCAGAGCUUUGAAACGGUUCAACGCACUUCAACGCCGUUUCAAGCAAGAUUCUGUCUUCAAGGAACGCUACGCAGCAGUCAUGCAGGAGUAUCUGGACCUCGGACACAUGUCACUAGUACAAGAUCCAACAGAUACCGAUGGUUUCUUUUUACCUCAUCAUGCAGUAAUCAAGGAAACCAGCAUGACGACGAAGCUUCGUGUAGUCUUCGAUGGUUCGGCAAAAACCGACUCUGGGAUCUCUCUCAACGAAACCCUUAUGGUCGGUCCAACCAUUCAAGACGAUCUGGUGUCGCACAUACUGCGAUUUCGUCUCCAUAAUUAUGUGUUAAGUGGUGACAUCGAGAAAAUGUAUCGACAGUUCUUAGUGCGCGAUGAAGAUCGAAAAUUUCAACGAAUCCUUUGGACGGAUUCAAGUGGUGAAGUGCAAACGUUUCAGCUCAACACUGUUACCUUCGGAUUGACACCCGCUCCAUUCUUGGCCACUCGCUGCCUUCGACAAUUGGCAGACGACGAAGGACAUCGCUACCAACAUGCAGGAAGUGUUUUGAAACGCGAUUUGUACGUGGACGACCUACUGACAGGUGCAGCCACCCUCCAAGAAGCUAUGACUCUCAGGAACGAACUCAUCGACCUUCUGCAACGAGCAGGUCUGAGCAUACGUCAAUGGGCAUCGAACGCACCUACGCUUCUCCAGGGACUACCUGACGGUCAUGUCAACGUGAAACUUCAAUCUCACGAUGACAAAACAUUGAAGACACUUGGAGUCGCUUGGAAUUCGCAACAAGACUCCAUAGUGUACACAGUGAAAUCCAUCACCACGAACACAAGAAUCACGAAGAGGAUGAUUCUUUCGGAAAUUGCAAGAAUUUUCGAUCCCCUGGGAUUACUUGGUCCAGUCAUCAUUACUGCAAAACUUAUCAUGCAGAAGCUGUGGCAGCUCAAGUUGGAUUGGGACGAAUCUGUGCCCACCAGCAUCCACACUACCUGGACCAACUAUCACACUCAAUUGAAUCUAUUGAACGACUUGGCUUUCGAACGUCAUCUCCUUCUCCCGAACGCAAUCAACAUCCAGCUGCACGGAUUCUGCGACGCCAGCGAGAAUGGAUAUGGAGCCUGCAUUUAUCUUCGCUCCAGUGACAAAAGUGGUAAAGUUCAGUCCAAAUUAUUGUGUGCGAAAUCUCGUGUCGCUCCACUCAAGGCAAUGACCAUACCUCGUCUGGAGUUAUGUGGAGCCCAUCUCCUAGCGAAGCUGUAUCACAGUGUCCAACGGUCCAUCCAUGUGAAGAUCAAUCAAGCUAUCUUCUGGACCGAUUCUACGAUCACCCUACAUUGGAUCAACUCUUCACCACAUCUGCUGAAAACCUUUGUGGCAAACCGAGUUUCAGAAAUUCAGGACAAGACAGCUUCCAACGUGUGGAGACACGUUCCAUCCGAGGACAACCCCGCAGAUUCGUUGUCACGGGGUCAACUUCCAGCCGACUUCAUCCAGAAUCCGAUCUGGAAAACCGGUCCCAUGUGGCUCAUAGAUGAAGAAUCCAUCUGGCCACAACUCGACUUGCCUAGCCUCACCGUUGUUCCAGAGACAAGAGCCAAAACUUGUUUGGCAACGAGAUCAGCUCCAUUGGAACUUCUUCAGCGAUAUUCAUCAAUCGCUAAGCUUCGAAGAAUCGUCGCUUACUGUCUCCGCUUCAACCGAGACAACCACUUCAAGGGAUUGUUGUGUCCACAAGAAAUAUCUGCUGCUAAUAAAACCAUCCUACGCUUGGUGCAACAAGAAUGCUUUGCCGAGGAAAAUCAGGAUCUAACUCAGGGACGAAGAAGCAAACUCACCAUGCUGGAUCCGUUCCUCGAUCGAGACGGCAUCAUCAGAGUAGGAGGACGUUUGAAGCAUGCUAGCAUCCCUUUCGCACAGCAGCAUCCAGUGGUACUUCCACGCUCUCAUCAUGUGACGUCUCUCAUCAUUCGAGACGAUCACGUACGCAACCUGCAUGCCGGAAUUCAAGCCACACUCUACAGCGUCAGACAACGCUACUGGCCCAUCGAUGGUCGGAAUCAGACAAGAAGAGUCAUCCGGCAGUGCAUCAAAUGUUUUCGGGCCAAUCCGCCCUCGACUGAAUAUAUCAUGGGCAAUCUUCCGAAGGCUCGAGUCAACGAAGCUCGACCAUUCAGCAACGUAGGCGUCGACUAUUGUGGUCCAUUCUACAUCAAGGAGAAAAAACUUCGAAAUCGGAAUAAAAUCAAGGCCUACGUUGCAGUCUUUAUCUGUCUCACUGUCAAGGCAGUUCAUCUUGAAUUAGUCAGCGAUCUGACCACUGACGCGUUCGUCGCAGCCCUACGAAGAUUCAUCGGUCGCCGAGGAAAACCACAAACCAUCAGUUCCGACAACGGUACCAACUUCGUAGGGGCAAAUAAUCAUCUGGAGGAUCUGCAACGCCUAAUCAACUCGCAGGAGCAUCAACAGAAGAUCAACUCCUACCUAACCAACGAAGGAAUCAAAUGGAGCUUCAUUCCACCACGGUCGCCACACUUCGGAGGCUUAUGGGAAGCAGCGGUGAAAUCCUUCAAACAUCAUUUAAGGGAAACACCAUCCAACCGGCUCUCAGUUUGGCAGCAUCUGCUGAAAAUCAAACGAGAUUUCUGGACAAGAUGGUCCAAGGAAUACCUGAAUGAACUCAACAUCCGGCAUAAAUGGACCAGCGGCAACCAUGGAAUCGGAGAAGGAACCCUCGUCGUCAUCAAGGAAGACAACGUUCCUCCCAUGCACUGGGCUCUAGGCAGAGUCUCCACCGUCCACCCUGGCUCCGACUGCAUCAUCAGGACCAUUAAACGAAAUGUCCAACGCUUAGCACCGUUACCAGUAGAC
Habropoda laboriosa is the source of this 3696-nucleotide messenger RNA. RefSeq lists its product as uncharacterized. NCBI's taxonomy places the organism in Eukaryota, Metazoa, Arthropoda, Insecta, Hymenoptera, Apidae. Gene Ontology annotation, molecular function: nucleic acid binding. The transcript has 3 exons. The annotation marks the transcript as partial. Gene Ontology annotation, biological process: DNA integration. The record is from RefSeq and is a predicted model, not a curated record.